AUGGCCAAAGCUACCACUAGCAGGGUCGAGCCUGGAAGAAAGAGGAAGCGAAAGGAUGAAACAUUUCGUAUCUCGAAGAAGAGCCGGACGGUGACAGUGGACUCCCCCCGGGAAGUCGACUUCCAAGAUCAAGCUCUGCAGCUCGAAGAAAAAAUAUUUCAAUCAAGGACCAAUUACAACAACAUACAUACGCUACUACAAUAUUUGCAAGAAAAAGUUGGGGCAUUGGACGAAGACAUUGUUGCCGCGGUGACACUCUGUCGAGUGUUCUGUAAAUUGAUGGCUGGAGGAAAUCUGAGCAAGCUCCGAGAAGGCUCUGGUAAUGAAGCUACAAUAGUGCAAUGGCUCAGAGAGAGGUUGCAGGACUAUGAGCAAGGAUUGUUGCGGUUGCUUAGAAACGGAGGAACUGGUAAACAGAGCACGGCAUUGACCGUCGUUAUGCGACUAGUCAAGGAGAAAGCGUUACACUUGAAUCAAUCUGAAGACGCUGUCUGGCAAAAUGGUCUUUUCGGAAAACUUGUCCAGACUCUGAUCGAGGAAAAUGUUGCCGAAGAAACUAGGGCCGAAUUCGUGGAAAAGUAUGUCGAAAAAUACGACGACGUCCGAUACUAUACCUUUGCCUGUUUGGCUGACCUCGCCUCCAACAAUGGUCCCGAUGCUCUUGUGCAAAACAUACUCACUAUCAUGGCCGUCAUAGAAUCGAUCCCAGAACAGCAGGAAGAGAUUGGAAUCUUUUACGUGGGGUCUCCCAACAAAUCAAAGCGCGAUAUACACUCAAUGCCUGCACAUAAGAAGCAGGCUCAGAAGGCAUGGAUGGCACUGCUGCGUCAAGACCUUAGCAAAAACCAGCGCAAAACAAUCCUCGAGCUGAUGUCAUAUCGAAUAGCGCCAUGGUUUCUGAGAGUGGAAUUACUCAUGGACUUUUUAACGGACUCAUUCAAUGUUGGCGGGUCAACUUCGCUACUCUCGCUCUCUGGUCUUUUCUAUUUGAUCCAGCACAAGAACCUGGACUACCCCCAGUUCUAUCGGAAGCUCUACUCUCUACUUGAUUCUAGAAUACUCCACUCGAAGCACCGCUCGCGCUUCUUCAGACUUCUCGACACCUUCUUAGCAUCGACGCAUCUGCCAGCAGCUUUGGUAGCAAGCUUUGUCAAGCGGCUCGCCCGCUUAAGCCUCUUCGCACCACCAUCAGGGAUUGUUGUUGUAGUACCUUGGAUAUAUAACCUUCUGAAGAGUCACCCUAGCUGUACUUUCAUGAUCCACAGAAUUGGCGAGGGUGAUCAAGACGAAGAAACGUGGGGAGAUCCUUUUGGACAGGGGGAAUCAGAUCCCAUGGAGACACAUGCACAAGAGAGCAGUCUAUGGGAGAUCCAGAUGCUCCAGUCGCACUACCAUCCAAAUGUUGCAACUAUCGCAAAAAUAAUCUCGGAGCAGUUCACAAAGCAAGCAUACAAUCUGGAAGACUUCCUGGAUUACUCCUAUGGUACCAUGCUCGACGCGGAACUCUCGAAGGACAUCAAGAAGCCCCCAGAAGUUGAGUAUGAGAUACCUAAGAAGAUAUUUAUGAAGCAUGAUGGAGAUUCAGCCAACGAGGACAGCCUUCUUGGAAAGCUUUGGAGCUUUAAUUAG
Molecule: messenger RNA, 1629 nt
Organism: Letharia lupina
Lineage: Eukaryota; Fungi; Ascomycota; Lecanoromycetes; Lecanorales; Parmeliaceae
Exons: 3
Coding region: 1-1629 (542 amino acids)
Biological process (GO): ribosome biogenesis
Cellular component (GO): small-subunit processome; Noc4p-Nop14p complex; nucleolus
Source: RefSeq, a predicted model, not a curated record